This is a messenger RNA of Grosmannia clavigera kw1407, 2514 nucleotides long. Its product is annotated as cell differentiation and development protein fsr1 pro11. The transcript is spliced from 4 exons. Gene Ontology annotation, molecular function: protein binding. The record is from RefSeq and is a predicted model, not a curated record. Lineage: Eukaryota; Fungi; Ascomycota; Sordariomycetes; Ophiostomatales; Ophiostomataceae. Bases 1 to 2514 code for a protein of 837 amino acids.
AUGAGCUGGGGCGGCCAGAACAACAUGGGGUCGAAUGCAGGCAAUGGCCUAGGCAACAUGGGAGGCGACAUGUCGGGAGCGCAGGGCAAUGGAAACCAGCCACACGCGACCGAGUACACUCUCCAAGGUGUUAUGCGCUUCCUGCAGACAGAGUGGCAUCGCCAUGAACGCGAUCGUAACGCAUGGGAGAUUGAGAAGCAGGAAAUGAAAGGCCGGAUAGCUGCGCUGGAAGGAUCUGUACGACGAGCCGACGCCACGCAAAAGGCACUGAACAAAUAUGUCGCCAUUCUGCAGAAGAAAGUCAAGGAACAGGCGGCCCAGCUGAAGUCGUCUGCUCCAAAUGCCGAUCCGGCAGAGAACGCAGAGCAGCCAGAUCGGGCCGCAAGAGUUUUGGAGAAGCUUCAUGUCGAAAAAGAGACAGUGCCGGUCGAGGGCGUACCCUUUGUUCCAGCCUCCGAUGACGAAAACAGGCGAUCCGACCUGCGAACGUUUUUGGACCAGUGUCAAGCCGAAUUUGCCUACCUCAUGAUAACGCCCGCCAACCCACUGCCGCCACGAGAGUCCCCGCCGCUUCCUCCUACCGACGAGCUUCGGGAAGAGGACUAUAUCCCCAUGGGACAUCAGCAUCAGCAGUCUGAACAAUACGGCCAGCAGCAGAUGCGCUCUUCAAACUUACGACAAGGCCAGGGACUAGCUAGCCAUGUGCCGCAAGCGCCAGCACCUCCUUCCAUGUCUACAGGAUAUCCGCCCGGCAAGAAUGUCGAGCUGCAGCCAACGCCCAUGGUCAGGUCCAACGCCGAAACAGGUCCGUCAUUGUAUGCCACGGCGCCUCCUGAAUGGACACCUCAGACGCAGGUUUCACCAGCGCCGAAUCGGUCAGGCGAGGACUCUGCGGCCGGUGCUGAUCUGGCCAGGUCUGGCUUCGCGAAUAAUUCCGUGAUGCCGCCGAAUGAGACGACGGGGGACAAGCCAGAAGCACCCGAGACCGAUGCAUGGGAUUUCAAUGACGGGCCAUCAUCAUUCCCGGAGCCGGGCGCCCCGCAACAUGUUACUACUCGGCCCGAUACAGACCUCUUCCCUACCGCGGAUAACGCAUCAAAGUCGCCAAACCGACUUGCGGGCUCACAUCGCCGAAAGGGCAGCAUGUCCCGCAGGCGUAAUUCGGAUCAUCAUGACCUGUCGUUGAACUCGUCGUCUCAGAAGGUUGAGAGCGGCAGCUUCAAGUUGCGGUUUGGUCUUCGAGGCCACCUAGACACCGUGCGCUCAGUCAUUUUCUCAGGUGGAGGCAGCCCUGGGGAGCCAGAGAUUUGCACGGCCGGCGAUGACGGCCUGAUCAAGCGGUUCCACAUCCCUCGUACGGCCAACUAUAUCGGCACUAGUGCUGCAUCAGAUCUCGAUGUGCAGGCAGACUUCACACACCGCGGCCAUAACGGCGCGGUGCUGUGCCUAACGUCAUGGUCCCCUUCACCCAACUUCUCGACUGGAGGACGGGCACAGGGCGACGGCUGGAUCUUCUCGGGCGGCCAGGACAAUUUCAUCCGUGUGUGGGAGCGUGGUCGGGUGGAUCCAAAGGCAACGAUCGAUGGCCAUACCGAUGCGGUAUGGGCGCUCUGCGUCCUCCCAGCGACGCUGGGCUCUAUAUUCGGACAGUCUAACCCGUACGGAUCGCCGGACCGGAUCCUGCUUGCGUCCGGUGCAGCAGACGGAAGUGUUCGGGUCUGGGCCAUCAGUGCGCCACCACAGCUUACGUCGCCAGCCCAGCCGGCUCCUGCUGCAGGUCGUCGUGCUGGUGGUGGACGCGUCCGAGGAAACUCGAUGAGCUCCGGGUCUGCCUUCCCAAGCAGCCCACAGCCAACAACGGCCAGCAGUAGCCCGUUCGACCACACGUUGGUGCACACCAUUCUGCGGGCGAAUUCCAAGGCAAGCCCGACAUGCAUCACAGCAUUGAGCGACAACGGUGCCACAUUUGCUGUGAGCUAUUCCGAUGCGUCCAUCAUAGUGUACGACACGCGGCUGGGUGAGGAGAUUGGGUCAAUGGCCAGUCUCGAGACGUACAACGGAACAAUGGCAACGAGCGUCAACGCAGUAGUGGCCACAACCGUGGGUCUGGAGCAGCCGCAAAUAGGCGAGGAAGACAUCGCCGGUGCUGGUGGCCCGACUGGUGGCGGACGAGGCAUGGCUGGAUCGGGAGUGGAAGGCGUUAUCAUCUCGGGACACGAAGACCGAUUCAUCCGCUUCUUUGAUGCGAACAGCGGACAAUGCACGUACGAUAUGCUGGCACACCCGGCAGCUAUCUCGAGCCUGUCUCUCAGCCCGGACGGACGCGAGCUAGUGAGCGCUGGACACGACGCCUCGCUCCGAUUCUGGAGCCUAGAGAAGCGAACGUGCACACAGGAGAUCACGUCCCACCGGAUCAUGCGAGGCGAGGGCGUCUGUUCUGUGGUCUGGAGCCAUGACGCGCGAUGGGUGGUCAGCGGCGGAGGCGACGGGGUGGUCAAGAUAUUUGCCCGUUAG